Molecule: messenger RNA, 17022 nt
Organism: Podarcis lilfordi (Lilford's wall lizard)
Lineage: Eukaryota; Metazoa; Chordata; Lepidosauria; Squamata; Lacertidae
Source: the annotation of a GenBank genome assembly
CACCUCUGUUUGCCUCUGGCCCUGCCCACCACAGACAUCCGGUUUCUCGAAGAUGAUCUGGAUGAGAUUGUGGUCACGGGACUGGAAAAGUCGCCCUACCCUGUCCCAGGUGGUCUCACCUGGUACCAUGGUUCUUCUGCCAACAUCUCCGAGUUGCAAGCAAGGGCUUCUUUUAAAAACAAAUCCCUUUGGGGAACAGGGAGGGUUUACAGGUGGGGGGGGGAGUCAGAAAUUCUUCUCUGACUCAGGUUUCAGCCCGAGGCAGAGAAUAAUUCAAGCGCUUUACAAAUCCUUCCCUCCCCAAACCCCAAAUCCUCCUGGAAACUUAUCUACGGGACUCCAAGGCGCCCUGCGGCAAACUGCUUUGGAUGUUCCCUACGCUGGUCUGAAUCUGCAGCGGGAGACAACUGGUGUAAAGUGUCGAACAGCCAGAAGGGAGCCCUUGUCAUCCAUCUCUCUGUUUGCUUCUGCCUUCUCGUUUGUUUUCCCCCUGAAAGUCACGAUUGUGCCGGGGAUGUGGAAAAGCUGCGACGGGACUUGUGCCAGGAUGCUCCCGGCUGGCCACGUGCCGGUUGCCGUAGGAACCUGCAAGAUGCACAUUCUAGAAGUUGUCCUGAAAGGAGAGGAGGAGUCGGUUGGACAGUUGUAGGAAAGGGGGCAAAGGGGCCCUCGGAUCCAAACCACAAAGUCUCAGGAUGUCCUGGUGAGUUGACGGCGGGCAGGGCAGUUCCGAAACGGGAGCUUCUUAUGGGGACCAGUUGCCAAAUUUGCAGUCCUACGUCUUGGGGACAGUGAAGCGGGCAGUGAGAUGGGGGUCUCAUUUCUGGGGCCAGAGACUCCAGUCUGCCAGCUGGUUUCCUUAACUAGAAGAAUGAAAAUCUAUCAGGGGACGUAUAGGGCCCUGUGCCUGUUUUUUUGCACCACAGACCAUGGAAUUUGGCCUCCGGUGCAGCCUAAGUAAGCAGGAAUUCCAAGAAUCUGAGUCUUCGUUUUUAAAAUGAAAGGGCUGUUUCUAGCCCUCAGAGUUAUGCAAGGAGAAAAAUCAGAAGAAUGUACGUCAUGUUUUUGCUAAGUUGUGAUAAAUUGAGAGGGCGUUUUCUUAAACCGUAGCACCCAGAUCUGGACACGGCACUCUAGGUGUGGUCUGACCAAGGCAAAAUGUUGUUUAGUCAUUUAGUCGUGUCCGACUCUUCGUGACCCCCUGGACCAGAGCACGCCAGGCACUCCUGUCUUCCACUGCCUCCUGCAGUUUGGUCAAACUCAUGCUGGUAGCUUCGAGAACACUGCCCAACCAUCUCGUCCUCUGUCGUCCCCUUCUCCUUGUGCCCUCCAUCUUUCCCAACAUCAGGGACUUUUCCAGGGAGUCUUCUCUUCUCACGAGGUGCCCAAAGUCUUGGAGCCUCAGCUUCAGGAUCUGUCCUUCCAGUGAGAACUCAGGGCUGAUUUCCUUCAGAAUGGAGAGGUUUGAUCUUCUUGCAGUCCAUGGGACUCUCAAGAGUCUCCUCCAGCACCAUAAUUCAAAAGCAUCAAUUCUUCGGAGAUCAGCCUUCUUUAUGGUCCAGCUUUCACUUCCAUACAUCACUACAGGGAAAACCAUAGCUUUUACUAUAUGGACCUUUGUUGGCAAGGUGCUGUCUAGGUUUGCCAUUGCUUUUCUCCUAAGAAGCAGGCGUCUUUUAAUUUCGUGACUGCUGUCACCAUCUGCAAAAUAGAGUGGUACUAUUCCUUCUCUUGGCCUGGACAAUAUAUUUCUGUUGAUGCAGCCUAGAAUUGCAUUAACAUUUUUAAUUUUUUUUGCCCUCUGAAUACCAGUUGCUGGAAACCACAGGUAAGAGUUUUGUGCUCAGAUCUUGCUUGCAGGUUUUGCACAGGCAUGUUUCACAGAACUGAAGAGCUGGAAGGAACCCAACUCCCUCAACCUUUCCUCAUAAGGCUUGGUCUCCAGACCCUUGAUUAUCCCGGUCGCCCUCCUCUGCACAAGUUCCAGCUCUUCAAAAUCCUUCUUAAUUUGUGGCACCCAGAACCGGACAUAGUAUUCCAGGUGUGGUAUAAUCAAGGCAGAAUAGAGCUGAACUAUUACUUUUCUUGACCUGGACACUAUACUUCUGUUGAUGCAGCCUAGAAGAUCAUUAGCUGUUUUGCUGCUCUAUCACAUCGUAAACAAUAAUAAUAAUAAUAAUAAUAAUAAUAAUAAUAAUAAUAAUUUAUUUAUAUCCCCCCCUCCCCAACCGAAGCCAGGCUCAGACAGGCUAACAACAAUAAAAGUAACACAACAUUCUAAAAUCAAUACAUCUAAAAUCAAUUCAAAAUCAAAUUCAUGGCAACCAUUGGGCUAGAGUUCUGUGAGGAUUACCAAAGGAGGAGGUCAGACUGUGCCUUGGCCAAAGGCCUGGUGGAACAGCUCUGUCUUGCAGGCCCUGCGGAAAAAAGGCAAGUCCCGCAGGGCCCUAGUCUCUUGUGACAGAGCGUUCCACCAGAUUGGGGCCACGGCCGAAAAAGCCCUGGCUCUGGUUGAGGCCAGCCUAACCUCCCUGGGGCCUGGGACCUCCAAGAUGUUUUUAUUUGAAGACCGUAAGGUCCUCUGUGGGGCAUACCAGGAGAGGCAGUCCCGUAGGGACGAGGGUCCUGGGCCAUAUAGGGCUUUAAAUGUUAAAACCAGCACCUUAAACCUGAUCCUGUACUCCACCGGGAGCCAGUGCAGCUGGUAUAGCACCAGGUGAAUGUGAUCGCCGCGGCAUUCUGCACUUGCUGGAGUUUCCAUUGACUCAUGUGAAGCUUGUGGUCCACUAAGACGCCUAGAGCCUUUUCACAUGUGCUACUGGCAAGCCAAGUGUCCCUCAUCUGAGAUUUGUGCAGCUGUUCUUCCUGUGUAGAACCUGACAUUUGUCCCUAAAAAACUUCAUUUUGUUAGUUUGGGCCCAGUUCUCCAGUCAUCAGUCCUGAUUCUGUCUUCUGCGGCAUUAGCUACCUCUCCCAGUUUGGUGUCAUCUGCAAAUUGGAUGAGCAUCCCCUCAAUUUCUUCAUCCAAAUCAUUUAUAAAGACGUGGAACAACAACAGGCCCAGGACAGAACCCUGCAGCACCCCACUUCUCACAUUUUUCCAGGAUGUGACAAGUGGUUUCCAACCAUUAAUGAGCACUCUUUGGGUUCAGUCAGUCAACCAGCUACCAGUCCACCUAACAGCUACCUCAUCCAUCCCACAUUUUACCAGCUUCUCCACAAGAAUAUCACGAGGGACUUUAUGAAAACCACUGUGAAUUUGGCCACAGGAUGCUUGACUAGAUGCAUUGAUGCUUCUGGAAAGGGGAGAGGAGAUUCCAAGUCACCUAAGCCUUUUGUUUUACAUAAAGAAAUGGUCCUUUUGUUCCUUUCCAUUUUUUUUUAUUUUCACAAAAUUAUAAACAAACAAGACAAACAAACAAACAAACCCAAUUCACAAUCUUAUUAGAAAUUAUACUCAUUAACAUUGUUAAGUGACUUCCUCGCUUCCCCUUGAAUUUCCAUGCAUAUCCAUUUAACGGUUUUCCAAAUCACAGUUCUUAUAAACUUUACCUUUAGCUUUAACAUCUUUCAGUCUUUACCUUUUGAAAUUAUACAUAUUGAUUCAUCACUUAACUUAUAUAAAAUCCUAAGCCUAUUCAUCCACAUCAUAUAAAUAUGCUGUGGUUGGUCCUUUGGGGCAAAUGGCGUGAAGCCCCCAGGCAUCUCAGUCUGUUUUCAGCCUGCUCCCACCCACCUGCCUUACUGACCACCUGUCCAAGGAGUAGCACUGGCUGCCGCCACCUCCUCCUUAGCACCAGUUUUGCCAUUGUAGGACUCAGCUGGGAAGAGCAUUGGGGGAAACCCGAGUGCUGGUUCUGCCUGCCAAUGGGCGCCAGCCAGCCCUCCCUGUAAAAUGGCAAGCCAGAUCAUUGGUCCAACUAGCCCACUCGUAUUGAUUGUGCUGACUAGCAGAAAUUCUUCAAGGCUUCGGCUUUCUAAGAUUAUUUCUGUUGAGCAUUCCAUGUUUUCUCACCACAGUUCUCCACCCUGGAGCUAUGGGACAUCCCCUAACCCGGGGCAGGCAACCUUUUCUCUUUCUACAGUGGUGGGUGAGGAAGGAGGGCUGGGCCACCUUCUCUCUCUGGUUUCACCCACACAACACAUUUAAAGCCAUCCUUCUAAAUCUAUGUGGACCAUAACUAAGUCCCUGACAUUUUGAAAAACACACCUAAGCAGAAAUGAAUAUUAUUAUGCCUUGCAGAAGUCAACAAAGCUGCACUAACAUUGAGAUCCACCCUUGAUUUUUCUCUGCUGCGUCUUAAAAAAAACCCGACUUGAAAGGGGAACUCCUUCCUGGCAGGUAUCUUGGCCAGGUGGGCAGACAGGUGGGCAAGUCAGCAGGUGCUCAGCUGACAACCUUCGGGAGGAGAUGGGAUCCCUUUCAGAAAUCCCUGGCACAGCAAGGUCUUGGAUGCAUUUUGCGGAGGAGCUUCCAAGAGAGCAGGUGGGCCCGGGUACCACCAUCGCAGCAUCCUCAUCCUCUUGAGGAAACACUGCAUUGCUUGCUUCCAGGUUGCUUGGACCGGUGUGCAGCAUCCCAUAGAUUUCUGAGUCCCUGCCCCCUUUGUUCCCUGAGUGGUGGGAGAGAGGAGCCUUUGCACAUGAGAAACAACACCAGAGACCUUCAGUCUUUUUGCAAGCUGAGUAGACUAAACUCAAGCGGUGGGGAACCUCAGGACUGGCUGCUGAAUGUGGCACCCCUAUCUUGCCCACAGGCUAAACCAGGUGAGGGUAGCCAGUGGGUUUCAAACCCUCUAAGUUAGGGACUUAUCCUGCAUGCAAAGAUAGGCACAUGGGCUUCAGCACAUGGAUGUAGCCAGGAUUUUUGUUGAGGGGGCAGGACUUAUGGUGGGGCAGAACCGACAUGAUUGGUCAGUUAAGUAAAUCGGCAGGUUGAGAAGACGAGACCAAUAGAGUCAUACCUCGGGCUGAAGUAGUUUUGGGAGAAGUAUUUUCGGGUUGCACGUGACCCGGAAGUAAUGGAGCGCGUUACUUCCGGGUUUCGCCGCUCGCGCAUGUGCAGACGGUCAAAAUGAUGUCAUGCACAUGUGCAGAAGCGGCGAAUCAGAUCCCGCAUGGCCCUGGUCUCAUGAGACAGAGUGUUCCACCAAGUCGGGGCCAGUGCUGAAAAGGCCCUGGCUCUGGUUGAGGCUAAUCUGACUUUUCUAGGAGAAGGAAAUCUCUGAUCGUAAGCCUCCUAUGCUUUGAGGCUAUACUCAUUUGUAAGAAAAGCUUCAGGAGUAAACCCCAAAGAAAAAUCUGUGCCUGCUACAGAUACCUGCAGUGCAUCUUCGGAAGAAGAAAAGACUAAGGCGUAAACCCUACACAAAUCCAGAGCAGAAAUCCUAAGAUGGUUGGAUGGCGCCCUGUACGCCUCCUUCUGGCAACUCCUGCAGCCAAUCUGGUGCCAAACCUCUUGCUCUGCUUUCCUUGGAUAACGUCACCAAGCACCUCCCCAUUCUCUCCCGCAACUUUCCCCUGGCAAAAUUCAAAUUUCGCAAACAAACCUUUCCCAUUCGUGCAUGUACAUCAGUGAUCUCAUUCAUCUCUAGCAGCCCAAGUUUGCUGCUAGAGCAACUUCUCCUGCAUCUUGUCCUGGAAGCUCAUAGAAUCUCACAUCAUAGAGCUGGAAGGGGCCCCCUGAGGAUCAUAUAGUCCAGCCCCCUUCAUUGCAGGAAUUUGCAGCUCUCCCUCACGGGGAACGAACCUGCAACCUUGGCAUCUUCAGCUCCACACUCUAACCAGCUCAGCUAUUCUAGAAUGAUACAAGAGGGACUCGUUGUUAAACAGCUCUGGGAAUUGUAUUUCCUUGAGGCGAAUAAGGUAAAGGGACCCCUGACCAUUAGGUCCAGUCGUGGCCGACUCUGGGGUUGCGGCGCUCAUCUCGCUUUAUUGGCCGAGGGAGCCGGCGUACAGCUUCCGGGUCAUGUGGCCAGCAUGACUAAGCCGCUUCUGGGGAACCAGAGCAGCGCACGGAAAUGCCGUUUACCUUCCCGCCGGAGUGGUACCUAUUUAUCUACUUGCACUUUGACGUGCUUUCGAACUGCUAGGUUGGCAGGAGCAGGGACCGAGCAACGGGAGCUCACCCCGUUGCGGGGAUUCGAACCGCCAACCUUCUGAUCGGCAAGUCCUAGGCUCUGCUUAACAAACUACAGUUCCCAGGAUGCUUUGGGGGAAGCCAUGGCUGGGGAAAGCACUUUGAAUGCAAGCUGCAUUAUGUGGCCUCAGCCAUUGCUAUUCGUCUCGCUUCGAAUUGUAGAAAAGGCCGGCAGAAAACCUUCUCUGCUCAGGUGAACAAAGCCCAGUUAAAGGUGUUGCUUAUCAUCUGACUAUCGAUCUGGGUCGUCAGGAAAAGGCAUCAGGACCAGCCUUUCCAAACAGCCUUCGCAGGAUGCAAAGCGAAGCUUGGAAGGCUGAGCUUAAGGCAGAAAAGCAAGAGGGAAGAAGCAAGGGGGAGGGAGGGGGGCGGAGAGCAGGAAGCGAAUAAAACCAACACCUUCUGUGCUUCUAGAAGACACUGGAGCGACGAGAGCCGCACUCAGGGCAAAAAUAGCAUAAGGUGAAUGAGCGCCUGGGGAGAUGUAAAGCUGCCUUGACAGCUUCCCAUAACAGGGUAGCUGCCUUUUGCCAAAGUCAUUAAAGGCUGCUCCGUUGUGUAACCGCAGCUAAAGAUGCCUUGCGACGGCCGGAUCCUGUCAAGUGCUGAUGAUCUGUGUCUCUCCAGACAUCAGCUGUAUACAGUGGUACCUCGGUUUAAGAACAGUCUGGUUGAAGAACAAUACGGUUUACAAACUCCGCAAAACCGGAAAUAGUGUCUUGGUUUGAGAACUUUACCUCGGUCUAAGAACGGAAUCUGAAUAGUGGAAGGGCACCGGCAGUGGGAGGCCUCAUUAGGGAAGGCGCACCUCGGUUUAAGAACAGUUUUGGUUUAAGAAUGGACUUCUGAAACGGAUUAAGUUUGUAAACCGAGGUACCACUGUAUAGCAAUGAGAGCAGGUCCAUCCAGUGGCAUAGCGUGAGGGCGGGUGGCACAGGCAGGGACGGAUUUAGGUUAGCUACUGAAGGUAAUGGAGCCCUUUAUACAGCAGGCGGGGCCCGUGACUUACAUCAUAGGAGCCUACACAACACAAAACACUGUUGCUGUAUGUAGGUUUUAUUGUAUUCGUUUUUUAUCGUAUAUUUUGGAAAUGUACAUCCAGGGGUUUUUUUCCUUUUUUGAGGCCCCCAAGAGAGUGGGGCCCUAAGCUAUAGCUUGUUUAGCUUAUACGUAAAUCCAGCAUUGGGCACAGGGGUGAUUGCCCCAGGUGCAAAAUUGUUAGGGAUGCAACAUUUCAAGAUCUGGUGCUGCCUCAAUGCAGCUGCACAUUUCCAUCGCUGGGCUCCAUUGAAAACGACUUUCCCAUGCGAACCAGGAAGUGACCUCUCCAGACUCUUAUUUUCUUAUCUCAGCGGCUGUGACCUCCCGUCAGGCAGUUGAAUAUGCAGGCACACUCUGUCUGUUUCCUCCCUUCCACCCACCUCCAUGUGGCCCCGGGCACUGGCAACCCAUGCUACGCUGCUGGGUCCAUCCCUACAGUUAGCCAGAGUGAGGUGACUGCCUUAAGCAGCAGAUGCUGGUGGGUGGUAAGCAGUGGCACUUCUUGAACCCACCAGUUGUUCCCCUCUGUUGGAGAGCAGAGCUGUGAGUUUCGUGGCCCGCCCUGCACCCAGUUCCCUCUGGCAUGGUAGAGGAUGGUUGACACAGUCUGGUUCACGGGCGAUCAAAGUCCUGGCAGGGGAUGUCAGGACCGGGGUCAAGAUGGGGGGUGGGAGCAGGAACGGGGGUCCAGAAGCCAGGAGGCCAAGAGUCCGAGGGUCAGAGAGCCGGGAGUCAAGAAGCCAAGGGUCCAAAGGUCAGGAAACAAGGAGUCACGAAGUCAGGGGUCCGAGGGUCAAGAAGCAAGGAGUCACAAAGUCAGGGGUCCAAGGCUCAAGAAGCAAGGAGUCAUGAAGUCAGGGGUCUGAGGAUCAAGAAGCAAGGAGUCAUGAAGUCAAGGGUCUGAGGAUCAAGAAGCAAGGAGUCACGAAGUCAAGGGUGUGAGGAUCAAGAAGCAGGGAAUCAGGAAGCUGAGGUUCAAGGAUCAGGCAGCAAGAAGCCAAACGCAGCAAGGCAGGAAGCGUGUUGCUGUGGCAAAGAGCCGAAGGGAAAUGCUGACCUUAUAUCCCUUCCCAGCUCUUGCCACCAAGUGCGGUGAGUUACCAAGUGGCCUCACCUGUACAGCCACUCCUUUCCUCUUCAGAACAAACUUAGGAAGGUCCCAGUCCUGCAAAGUCCUACUGGUCACAGGGCCUGGCUCCUGCACGCACUCCUGACAAUGGUCCCCAUGGCUGUGAUGCAACUGGCAAUCCAGUUACUUUCUGCAACAUGGUGCCGUCUUGUCCUUUGCUUCCGGAAUCAAAUGGUCCUGAAUGCCAUCGGCUGAGUUCAUUGCACCAAGUUGAGUUGGGAGCAACUAAGCAGAAGACAUUGCUGCAGCCCUGUGCUAAGAGGCCUGGGUCUGCCAGAACUGAUCUGUGAUAGCAGCUUCACACAAACAUGUGAACUCAGCACAAGAGCUGCAUCCCAUGUGCAAAACAGGGCGACCAAGAUGAUCAAGAAUCUGGAAACCAAGCUGUAUGAGGAGUGGCUGAGGGAGCUAGGUAUGUUUAGCCUGGAGGACUGAGAUAUCACCUUCACGGCCUAGGACCCUCGUACCUACGGGACCGCAUCUCCCAGUCUGCUGCACGAAGGACCUUAAGGUCAAUAAAUAGCAACACCCUAGAGGUCCCGGGCCCUAAGGAAGUCAGAUUAGCCUGAACCAGAGGCAGGGCCUUUUCAACACUGGCCCCGGCCUGGUGGAACGCUGUGUCUCAUGAGACCAGGGCCUGCGGGAUCUGAUUUCUUUCCACAGGGCCUGUGAGACAGAGUCGUUCCGCCUGGCCUUUGGCUUGGAAUCAACUUGAUCCCCUUCCCCUCUUUCCUUAUUCCUUUCUCCUUCUGUGAUGGAACUCCUAUUUGGGGACUUCCCUGGCUUUUUUCUGGCCCAUGUAGGGCCAGUCUGGAUAGUUGGCCUUGGUGAAGAUUGGACGUUUUCAUCCCCAAAAAGUUUUUGAUUUGAGUUUCUACUGAAAUGAGGCUGCAUUUUAAUGUCGUAUUUUAAUCUUGUUUUUUAGUUGUAUUUUAAUCAAUUGUUUUUAUACCUGGUGUUAGCCGCCCCAAGCCCGGUCUUGGCUGGGGAGGGCGGGGUAUAAAUAAAAUUAAUUAUUAUUGUUAUUAUUAAAUAUAUAAAGGGCUAUCCCAUGGAAGAAGGAACAAACUUGUUUUCUCCUGCUCCCGAGAGCAGAACCUGAACCAAUGAUUCAAACUGUAAGAAAUGAGUUUCCAACUAAAUAUGUAGGAAGAAUAACUUUCUGAUGCUAGGAGCUGUUGGACAGUGUAGCGGACUACCUCAGAAGGUGUAGUUUUUUAAUCAAAGGUUGGAUUUCAGGGAUUCUUUAGCUGAGAUUCUUGCAUUGAAGUGGGUUGGACUAGAUGACCCUUGGCAUCCCUUCUAACCGUACAGUUCUAUGAUUCUAUGUUCCUUUUUGUCUGGAGCACGUUGGUAAGGUGCCCUGUUCUUUGGCUACACUGAAGGCCAGAAGGAGGGGAUUUGCUUAAUCCAGACGAACCAUUUGUUCAUAUAAAUACACUGCACAAACUUUGCUUGGUCCUAUGCAUUGCACAAUUGCCACAAACACACCUGUGGUGUUGCAUGUAGAAACGAGAGAAGGUGACUGCCUAAUUUGCCUCUGCAUCCAACAGAUACAAAUGUCUCUGUGCUGUGUGUUUGGGCAAAUAAUAAUAUAUAAUAAUAAUUUAUUAUUUAUACCCCGCCCAUCAGGCUGAGUUUCCCUAGCCACUCUGGGUGGCCGCCAAUCAAGUGUUUGAAACUAUACAGCAUUAAAUAUCAACAACUUCCCUAAACAGGGCUGCCUUCAGAUGUCUUUUAAAAAUAAGAUAGCUGCUUAUUUCCUUGACAUCUGAUGGGAGGGUGUUCCACAGGGCGGGUGCCACUACCGAGAAGGCCCUCUGCCUGGUUCCCUGUAACUUGGCUUCUCACAGCGAGGGAACCGCCAGAAGGCCCUCAAAGCUGGACCUCAGUGUCCAGGCUGAACGAUGGGGGUGGAGACCCUCCUUCAGGUAUACAGGACUCAGGUCAUUUAGGGCUUUAAAGGUUAGCACCAAACAGAACCUGUGUAUCUUUUUCCUUCCAUAGGUAAGGUAAAUCGAUACCAACAAUAAAGUUAAAGAGGCACACUCCUUCCUUGGUGAAAUGCUGUGUGUGUAUGUAAAAUAUAUACACAGCACAUCAUGUGUACACAUGUUUAUAAAGUGCACAAGUGUGUGUGUGUGUUUGUGUGCUCCUGUUUCCACACAGAAACAACCAAGAGUCUUGCAGCAUCUUAAAGACUAGCCAAUUUAUUACAGCCGAAGAUUUUGUGGACUGGAAUGGUGAUAUAUAUUAGUCAUAUGCAUUCCUGUGUGUCUGGAUAACCUGUCUCUCUAUAGCAUACAUGCUCAGCUCUCUGAGCAUAACACACAUCACACGCAGGUGCAAGAAGUGUAUGCAGGGAGCGCAUAUAAUAAUGCAGCCGACAGCAUAACAACAUGAAAAGAGCCUGCUGGAUCAGGCCAGUGACCCAUCUCUAGUCCAGCGCCCUGUUCUCCCAGUGGCCAGCCAGAUGCCCUAAUGGGAAAUCUGCAAGCUGGACUCGAACACAAGACUCUCCCCUCCUGUGGUUUCCAGCAACUAGCAUUCAGAAGCAUUGCUUCCUCCAUGGCUUCAUCCUCCAUGAAUUUGUCCCAUCCUCUUUUGAAGCCAUCCAGCUUGGUGGCCACCACUGCUUCCUGUGGCAGGCAGUUCCAUAGUUGAUAUGUGUUGAUAUAAUAAAUAACACUGUGCCCAUGGAAGAUGUUAACUCCCAGUCUGUUUGGUGGGCAUGUAAGUAAACACUACACGUAGUCUUCCCCCUACUCAAGUGGUUGCACCAAUUCAAUGAACAGAAGAAUGCACUCUGCACAUGUUCAGAUGCUUUUUAAUCCUUGUCAACGGAGGGAACCCUGGAACUGAAAGUAUGUUGGGCUGGAAUAAACCCCGACUCCACACAUAUUCCCUAAGGCAAAGGCAGAUUUAGCAUUAAGGAAUGCUGUUCAAUGAGUCUGAUUAUGAUCCUAUCUUUCAUCCAUAUUGUUGACACCCUGAAGGCUCCAGGUUCAAUCCCCAACGUCUCCAGGUAUGUCUGGGAAUCUGAAGCUUGGUUGUAGCCCUGGGAGUUGCUGUCAGUCAGUGCUGGCUGUACUGCCCUGGGUGGACUAGUGGUCUGGCUCUAUAUAAGACGACUUCCUGGGCUCCUGUGAUUUCACCCCAGAUCAGCUUGGUCUCUGGAAGCUCCUCUCCUCUCCCCCUGCACAUGUGGCGUGGCUCACUUUCUUGAGCCACCUGCCACUGUUCACCUAUUAUUUUGCACCUGCUCUCUGCUUGGGGCUCAUGCCAGUAAGGAUUGUACUAACAGAAGUGCGGGAAGUUUGCAGAAAUCACUGGGGUUAUGGAUGCUGCAGCCUUUUGGCAAAAGUUUGGAGCCAGUGGUCUUCCUUGCACCGUAUGUAGUAUGUGCCCAGAUAGCGUAUCGCUUCUUCUCUUCCCUUUUUUCUGGGGAGGGGUGGGAAGGGCUGGCCACGAAACGGGCAAGCAACCCCAGAAGGUUCAAACGUCCAGGUCUGUCCACUGCUGAGCUUUCUCAAUGCAAUGGAUUAUUAUCAACAAAACAUAGCAGUUAAGUAAGACUGCUUUGUUCUGGUGGAACGGAAGGCGAUGGGCUCUCCUUCCCAGGAGUUCUCAAAGCAGAGUUUGGAUGGCCAUCUGUCAGGGAUUUCUUUAGCUGGACUUCCUGCAUGGCAGGGGGUUGGACUGGAUGACCUUGGGGGUUCCCCUUCCAACUCUAUAACUCUAUAAAUGAGGGGGUACCGUCCAGCUGACCCGCUCACUCUCCUUCAUCCAAAAGUGGAGCUUUGCCAACACUGAGAUCCUGGCCUUCUUUCACCUUGAUUUUCCUGUGCCAGUGACCUAGAAAUCUCCCCUCCUGGGGCACCCUCAGACCGACAGCUGCCGCCUCGACUAGGGGGAAGCCCGCUUCCAUCUGGUCCCACUGCGCAACAGCGCCCCUUGGUGCCCGUGCCAAAGCAUUGCCUGGCAGCAGCCCAGAGAGAACCAGGCGUCGGGUGGUUUUGGUGAUUAGGCACCCACCUCCAGGAUUUUGCAGGAUUUCUGGAGGCUUCCAACUUCCUGACGGCCAAUUUUGUUUUAUUUUCUCUCCCCCCCCCCUUAACCAUCUAGAUAUGAACUGUUGUUGUUCGAAAAGCAGAGAGCGGGGAGGGGAGAGCGCGCGGAGUGAGGUGGCGAGAGCCAGGCGCCAAAAAAGAUGCUAAAACGUCACAGGGAGAGAUUUCCUUAUUGGGUCUCCCUCGCCUGCAUCCUGAGUCCAUAUAUGGGCAUUUAUGUCACAGCAGCCUCGCUCGGGGAACUCCAGAAAUGGAAGAGCGGAAGAUCAGAGGCAGAUAUAUAAACCCAGGCUGCGUCUCCUCGGCUCUUUGCUUACAAACACCGAAGAGGGGAGAGAGAGACGCACCUGCCCAGCUCAGCCCAGGUGAGGCCUGGGAUACAGAUACAGCCCCCAGCUCCCUAGGAAUUCAGAGCAUCCUCCUCUCUCUCUGCCACGCGAGGACCAGCAUCCCUGCGUCUUUCCACCUGUCGGAGGAUACCUUUACUCACCCCACCUGGAGCUGAAGCAACCUCUGCCUUAGGGGGCCUCUCUGAGCAGCCAGGGAGGGGGCUCUCUCCUCCCUUCCACACCUCCUGCUUUCCUCCCAUCUUUCCUCCCCCCCCCCCCCAUUCCCAUCUCCUUUUCUUCAAUUUGGACAUGUUGAACACCAUGGAUUUCUCGCACCAGGACUCUCCGUAUGACAAGCGUCAGCUGAAAGCAGGUGACGCUUCCGUCUCCGGGCAGGACCAGGAGUCCCAACUUUUGACGGAGCAGCCGAGGGAGGGAGCCUCUGGUUUUCUCCCAGGUAAGGAAGAGAAGCCUACUCCAUCUCACCUUGGAAUGUCGGGCGGGGGGCGGGGCGGGGCGGUGGAUGGACCUGCUCUGGAUUUUUUAACCUGAUUAUUUCACGUGAAAGCAAGCCGGGGGGCAGGGGACCGGCAUCAGAUUUGUGAGCGCACAGCGGCACGGGCAAAUGCCCUUCUCUAAAAUGAUGGUGUUAUAACGCUUAGGGUAAAUUUAAGAGUCCGUUAAUUGUUUAAAACAAUGCGUGGGAGGGGGGGGUUAGUAGGGGAAUGUGGUUUGAAAAUCGACUGUGAUGGCAUUCAUUAGAACUGCAUGGCUAGAAGUGUGUGAGGGGGGAGGUUAAUACGAAAGAAACAUAGAAUAGAACCGGAAGGGCUCCCACGAGGCCAUCCAAUCCAACCCCUGCUUUGUGCCCACCAGAUUCUAUAUGUGCUCAAAGCAUUCUUGACAGGUGCUGGUUUAACCGUUUAACCCAAAACUUACAAAGGAGGUGGUUCUUCAAGUUCCCUGCUAGGCAGCUCAUCCAAUUGCAGAACAGCAGGACAUGAUUAUUCCCAUUUCACAGAUAGGGAAUGGUGGUCGAGAGAAUGGCUGAGGAAGCCCGUGCAAAGGCUGACACCACCCCAGUGCUCCAAAUAUGGGUUCUUCCCCUUUAGACUCUCCCUUUUUUGGCAAAUGCUCUGCACUGGAUUGAAAAUUGUGCCUGGGUCCAAGAGGGGAAAGUCCUUAUCUCCGUGGUAGACCCUCUACCUGUCAUACAGGUAACAUGUCCAGGUAGGGCUGAGAAGGACACCUGCCUGAAGCUUUGCAGAGCUGCUGGCAGUCAGCACAGACAGUUCUGAGCUAGAUGGACUCAAGCCCAUCUUGUGUCUCUUCACUAGGGCAACCUACUUGCUGUCUCCCAGUCUAACCAAUGGUUAAUUGCUAAAAGGAUGGAGUCAAGGCUGAAAUGCAACUGGUGGAGGCCUUUACCCCCCGCCCCCAGAUCCCAAGCCUGUGAGGCUUGGUUAUAGCUGCUUAGACGCUGCACAUGCUCAGGAACUCUUCCUUCUUUCUUUAUUUCACAUGCUCUGGAGCCAUUAAGACCUGGCCCAUGGAGACCAACUCUGGGAUCUAGCCCUGGGUCCAUGAAGCCUUGAGCCCAACUCACCUCCUAGAAGUCUUGUGAUGGUCAAAUGAGUCAGGUGUGUGUGGGCAUCAUAACCCACCUCAAACUGCUAGAUCAGGCUGCAAAUCCACCUUGAACAAGCAAGAGCCUCAUUGCAGGUACCUCAUAGGAGGACAUGCCUCACCCCUAUUGCAUCUGGGGCACGAAACAGGGCCAUGGGGAGCUACAUUCUACCAGCUCAGGCUAUUGGUCCACCUAGGUCAGGUCUGUGUCCUUGAUUUGGUGCCUGAUCUUCAAUGUCAGGGAACGGGCUCAUCCCAUCACCUGCCACCCGAUGGCCACCUGUUUACCUGCAUUGCAAGGGGUUAGACCAGAUGACCCCUGGGAAACCUUCCAACAGUUCCAUGAUGCCAGGACUCUUUUGGUUGAAGGAUUAAAGCCGGGGCCGUCUGCUUGCAAAGCUGUGUGUGCCACCAUCACGCUAAGGGGCCAUCGCACCUUCCCAGAAACCUCUGCUGCCUUUUCUUGUGGAGCUCUGGUGUUCUAUGAUUCUAUUUGUAAUGAAAACCCCGUGUUUCUGUUUUCCAGGUGACUUUAUGGGAGCCACAAUGAACCCUGAAACCACAGAUUACUACUUCGUUUCCGGACAGCCCUCCCCACCGGUCAGCUAUACGGGCAGCUUUUUCAUCAAGACAGAGCAAUGCCAAGACCAGGAGUCCCUCUUCAACCUGAUGUCAGGCAUCCUUGGUCUUUCUCCCUUCUCGUCUUCAGAGGCCCACCAGAGGCAGCCGGACGCCGCCUACAGUGUCCCAGAGGCCAUUCAGAACCAUUUGGACCUCUAUUCCACCUGCCAGCCCGAGCUGAACAUUUCUGUGCGGCCGUUGUUAGCCGAGCAAAGCUAUUCUACGUUCUCCAGCCCUGACACCAUCCAGCAAGCCCAACCUUCCUCCGACAUGGGGGCCUCUUCCCAAUGCCUCUUUAGCGAAAAACUGUUGGACAGCAAACAGGACAUCAAGCUGUCCGCCAUCUCCCCGUCCCUGGAGAAGUUCAAAUCUCCUUGUUCCCACUGGGACCCUCUUAGCCAGUCUCAGAAUUACCUACCAGCAGAAUACAACCCUCCAGAGACAUUCCGCCCCACAGAGGCCAGCCAGACAAUGUUCCCCCAACUGGCAUCCAAAACCGAGAAUGUGCUGUCCGUCAGCUGCCAGUCGGAGCUCAACGGACUCCCCGAACAGUCGGGUUCCUUCGGACAAAAUCUGGACUUCACUUGCCUGCCGGAAAGGUUCUCCACCCUCACACAGAUCCCCAGUGACUUUGUAGAGGCCAAGAUCCCCAAUUUACCGCCCCAGCUCAUCCAAGACUUUGAGUCUUCCUUGCCCCAGACUGAGGUCAUGCCAAACUUGGCAAGCACCAAUGACCAGAGGCUGCACACCAGCCACACCCCGCCAUCAACUCCCAUGACAGACUUCCUGGCCCAUUCCGCCGGCUCCUUGGUCAACCCCCUAGCCCCCAGCAGGACCCCCGGAGCCGUCCCAGAGCCAAAGAAGAAGCCUCGCAGGGGGAAGUGCUCCUCCAAAUGCUUCUGCCCCAAACCCCAUGAAAAAGCCUUCGCCUGCCCGGUGGAGAACUGCAUCCGUUGUUUUGCGCGGUCGGACGAGCUCAACCGCCACCUGCGCAUCCACACCGGCCACAAGCCCUUCCAGUGCCGCAUCUGCCUGCGGAACUUCAGCCGCAGCGACCACCUGACCACGCACAUCCGGACGCACACGGGGGAGAAGCCCUUCUCCUGCGACGACUGCGGGCGCCGGUUCGCCAGGAGCGACGAGAAGAAGAGGCACAGCAAGGUCCACCUGAAGCAGAAAGCCCGGGCGGAGGAGAAGCUCAAAGGCCUGGGCUUCUACUCCGUGGGACUUUCUUUCGGGAUGCUGUGAAACCCCGGGGGGUGGGUGCGAAUCCUGCUGGGACUUUGCGGGGAUGUUUUUUCUUUCUGGAAAGGGCUCUGGGAAACUCAGGUUAAGGUUCCUUCGUGCAGCAGAGAGUUGAAAGGAACGAUAGACGUGGCAUUGUGGCUUGUCCUGUUGAUUCACUUUUUUGGAAGUGUCCGGGUGGAAGAACGUAAAUGGAGGGGACCAAAAGGGUCUGGUGGGAUGCGGGCAAGAAUUCAAAGUCAUUCCAUGCUCAUUUGCAGAGGAGUUCAGGUCCAAAGGCCAGCUUCUGAGUUGUCAGAGAAAUCUGUAUUUUAGCAGAGGUGAGCUUCUGAGUUUCAGCACCACAUGAGUAGCGGACAGCUCCCAGUGGCUAAGCUAGGCUGAGCAAGGCGCUGAAUUUCCCAAACAGCAUUCGUAAAUAUAUAUAUAUAUUACAAGGGAGAGAGAAACACCUAUCUCUGUUUUACGCAAGAACAAGACAACUUUACAGUUUUUAAUGAACUGAACCGACUUUCAUUACAUAAGCACUUUAAUGGGCCUUCCAGGGAGAGGGGAGGGGUACUUAAAUUUUUUUUCCUAAGAAUAAAAUUUCUCAUGUUCAAACUGCAGGGCUGGGGAAGGAGACAAAGUUGUAUACAAUCAGCACAGUUCAUUGCUUUGUUAAUGAUGCAAAUUGUUGCUAUGGAGUAGGCAAACUUUGCUUAAUGAACAUUUUGUAUAUAAUUGUGAUUGCAGGAUUGGGUGGGCGGGGUGAUUCUCAUUUUUUAUGUAAAUCUCUCUCUUUGUAAAAACAGAAUGUGCCAGGGUUAUUACAAAGCUGUG